UAUUAUCUAGUUUCCAAUCUAUAACAUCUGUGAUCUGUGGUUGUUUGUGGGUUGAGUCGCAUUCGCAUUAUUUGAGGGGUCCAAAAUGUCUUCUUGUCCGUGGGCAAAUAUAAAGCUACCAGAUCCAGUCAGAUUAGACGACAUAAUAUCAGAAGAAAUUGCAAAAGAUUUGAAAGCGAAAGAAAUGAAAGAAUUCUAUCACCAGAGUGACGUUCAACAAGGCGAAGCUGGAGCUUUUACGAAUGAGUUUCUGGUUUCCAACGACAUCCCGGUUAAUUCUGCGAAAUCCUCUUCAGAUGAAAAAAUUGAAAGUGACGCAGAAAUUGCCCACAUUCUUCAAAUGCAAUUUAACAAAGAAUAUGACAAUUUGCUGGCGAAACGUGAACAGAAAAUAAAUGGCACCUCCAAAGUGUCUAUUUCGUUUGACAAAUAUAAAAUAUCCCGUCAGUGUGAUGAUGAUGAAUUCGAAAACGAUCGAUGCGAAGUUGAAGACCCGCAAGACAGGAAAGAUUGGGACAGAUUCGAUAGUACUUUGAGGGAAGUAAAUUCCAUUCCUGGUCGCGGUUGGAAGGAAACAGAAAAAGGGAAAAUAGUGACUAAGCAUGAUUUAGUCAACAAUGGCAGAUUAAAUACAUUGAAACUGAUGGAGCAAUUUCCUCCUGAGUUUCCAACAGGUGACGGUGAAGACAUUGAUAUGAAGUUGUCGAAUAGAACUUUCAACACCUUAAAAAAACACGCAAAUAAGGAACAUAUCAGAAGAUACAGAAUUCAAGAUAAAAGAGAACAGGCUACUACCGAAUUCGCAGUGGAUCAAGUAACAAGUCAUAUUUUGUAUCAACUGUUAUUGAACCAAGUAAUAAAGACUUAUAAUGGUACUAUUAGUGUUGGUAAAGAAGCUGUAGUAAUGCAUGCUGUGACGAACCAGGACUGGGUUGACACACAAGAAAUGCUACCUAAAGAAUGUGCGAUCAAAAUAUUCAAGUCAACAUUAACAGAGUACAAAAAUCGCGAUAAAUUCAUUAAAGACGAUCACAGAUUUAAAGACAAGUAUAACAACUGCAAACCAACAUCUUCAAAAGCUUUGAAUGCCUGGGCAGAAAAAGAAAUGGCCAAUUUAAUUAGGCUAAAGCGAGCAGGUCUGAGAUGUCCCGAUGUUGUGCGUUUAAAGAAACAUGUUCUGGUGUUGUCAUUUAUUGGUCAGAACAACAUUGCUGCCCCUAAGCUGAAAGAUGCUGUCCUGGAUGAUGCAGAUUAUGUCAAUGCUUACGAACAGAUUGUUGACGGUAUGAAACUGAUGUAUAAUAAGGCACGCCUCAUACAUGCGGACUUGUCAGAGUACAACAUUUUAUGGCACGAGCAUAUGUGCUAUUUUAUCGAUGUUAGUCAGUCCGUAGAGCCUGUGCACAAAAACGCCUUCAAAUUUUUAUAUGAUGACUGCAAACAUAUUACCAACUUCUUUUCAAAGAAGCAGAUAGUUCCAAAUAUUCUGACCACUGACGAAUUGUUUAACAGCAUUGUUGGACGUUCAUUCACUGAGAUGAUGGAUCUUGAAAGAAUUCGAGAGUCAACCAAAAUAAAACCGCAUAGCAUGAAUCGUGCCGACAACCAGUACUAUGGAUUUGAAGCAAACUGGGAAAGAGCAAAACAGAAACGAAAAGAAAAUACACCUAAUACGAAUGCCACUGAAAUAAAUGAACUAAUUGAUUCUUCCGACUGAUAAAAGAAAUUUGUAAAACACGGACGAUCAACGAUUUAACUUUGAAAUGUAUUACUGACCGUUGUGUAGUUGUGUAGGCUUAUUUUUUUAUAUGUAAACAUGACACUAAAACGCUACUGACUAUUUUCUUUGACGGUAACACUUUUUUAUGUCGAAAAACUAUAAAAUUUGGAAAAUAUUUUUGUCAUGAUCUGAGGAAAUGUUUUUCUAAUUUGCCAAGAAUCUAUUAAUUAAUUUUGUUAAUUAAAUAAAUCUAUUAAAAAUUAUUUCCUCGAUGUAUUGGAACAAAAAAUAUAGCUUAUAAACUAGACUACUUUUAAGUCAACUCACCUCUAUCCACCCUUGCCAAAAUAAAAAAUAUAUCGAAGAAA
Molecule: messenger RNA, 2088 nt
Organism: Dendroctonus ponderosae (mountain pine beetle)
Lineage: Eukaryota; Metazoa; Arthropoda; Insecta; Coleoptera; Curculionidae
Product: serine/threonine-protein kinase RIO3
Exons: 9
Coding region: 86-1717 (543 amino acids)
Biological process (GO): protein phosphorylation; maturation of SSU-rRNA
Cellular component (GO): cytosol; preribosome, small subunit precursor
Molecular function (GO): protein serine/threonine kinase activity; ATP binding
Source: RefSeq, a predicted model, not a curated record